Molecule: messenger RNA, 1758 nt
Organism: Polistes canadensis
Lineage: Eukaryota; Metazoa; Arthropoda; Insecta; Hymenoptera; Vespidae
Product: DNA primase large subunit-like
Exons: 1
Coding region: 319-1758 (479 amino acids)
Biological process (GO): DNA replication, synthesis of primer
Cellular component (GO): alpha DNA polymerase:primase complex
Source: RefSeq, a predicted model, not a curated record
GUUGUUGAAAAAUAAAUUAAUUACAAUUAUCAACUUUUAAAUAUUACCGCGGAAUAAACAACCAAUGGGGCUCUGGCGGAGGUGACGUCACGUAGAUUUAAAAUUUUUGAAACUUAUCUUCACUUCUUAAUUGUAAAAUGACUCCGAGCCAAUAUUAUAGGUUAUACGCAGUAUAAUAAACAAAUACAAAAUAUUUUUAAUUAGUUAUAAACCAUAUCAUAUUUUUCUGUAUAAUAAUCGUCAAUUAAUCAAAAUAGUUAAAUUAGGUAGCUUGCUGUGAUUCUGUGUUAUAUCUUUUUAAGUAUCAUCUUCAAAAUAAUGGCUACUGGCAACGAGUAUGUUUGCGAAUCCGACAGAGGAUAUAAUUUACACGAUUUGCAAUUGUACAAAUCUUACCCUAUUGGAAAUUAUCACCUGAGUGAAAUCAAAUUAAUGUGCUUACAACGAAUAGACGUUUUAUUGCUUGUAGAGAAGAUAUGUAGGGAAACUGGCCCUAAAAGAAAAGCUCGUCAGUGUAAAGCAAUAUUAUUAAGUGAAUUGGACAAAAUCAAUUAUGAUUCAUUUUUUAACAUUAUAAAUGGUCCUAGUAAAUUAAAAAUAAAUGAAAAAAUAACCUCUUUAAGAAUACAAGAUAAUGUUUCUCAUUUUGUUUUAAAAAUAAUUUGUUCUAUAAAACAUAGAAGAUGGUUUAUUGUUCAAGAAACAAGACUUUUUCUUUGGAGAUUAUUGACUUUGACUGACGAAGAGAUAAAGACAUUUUUUAUAAUUAACAAUAUCAAAACUUAUAGUAUUUCUGAACAAGAUAAAAUAGAUUUACAAGAAUUUAUUGAAAUUAGUAAUUUAAAUAAAAAUAUAAGAUUUUAUAAAGUCCCAUUUCAGGCAGUUAUAGAUUUAGUUGCACACCGCAAAGUUUUUAUUAGAAGUGGUAUGGCUUUUGUACCGGAAAAAGAAUUAGCCGGAUUAUGUUUUUGUUAUUUUAAAGAAAAUUUAUUAGCUGGAUACAAAACCAUAAUUCCAGAUGCAAAAGAUGCAGAAGUUGUAGAAGUUGUAGAAGUUACAGAAGAUGCAGAAGUUAUAAAAAUUGUAGAUGAUCCAGAAAUUAUGAAUUUACAAUUACACGACAUCUCUGACACCAUAAAUAAUUAUCUUGAUAUGCGAAGGAAACAUGCUAUGCAAGUUCACCAUGGUCCAUCUGGAAAUCAAUUAGACUCUUUAUUAUCAUCGGUUUAUCCAUUGUGCAUGAGAUUAAUCCAUGAAAAUUUUAGAAAAGAUCAUCAUCUGAAACAUGAAGCACGUUUACAAUACAUACUAUUUUUAAAAGAUAUUGGUGUUUCUCUCAAAGAUGCUAUGCAUCUAUGGAAAGAAGAAUUUACAAAAAAAAUUAGUAUAAAAAAGUUUGAAAAAGAAUAUGGAUACCGAUUAAAAUAUUUAUAUGGCGAAAAUAACACACAAAAACAGUACAGCUGCCAUUCGUGUGAUAAAAUUAUGAAUUCAGAUGUAAAAACAAUAGGAUGUUAUGGUUGUCCAUUUAAGACUUUAACAAGUGUAGCAUUGAGAGAAAAAUUAACUGAGUAUCAAUUUGAAGUUUUAGAUAUUGAAGAUAUUAUAAUUUUAUCAUCAUCGGAACAUUAUCAAAAAGCAUGUAUAAAAUAUUGCAAAGCCACAAGCAAUAAUUUUAGAAAUGAAAUAUUUUAUUCUCCUGCUGAAUAUUUUCGCUAUACUUUUAAUGGAUAUAACAGUAAUGAUGAUUCAUCUUAA